Trichomycterus rosablanca is the source of this 4258-nucleotide messenger RNA. It is a transcript of the gene ttc21b, whose product is annotated as tetratricopeptide repeat domain 21B. The record is from RefSeq and is a predicted model, not a curated record. The transcript is spliced from 29 exons. Gene Ontology annotation, cellular component: intraciliary transport particle A. Gene Ontology annotation, molecular function: protein binding. Bases 93 to 4055 code for a protein of 1320 amino acids. NCBI's taxonomy places the organism in Eukaryota, Metazoa, Chordata, Actinopteri, Siluriformes, Trichomycteridae. Gene Ontology annotation, biological process: protein localization to cilium; intraciliary retrograde transport.
GUGAUCUUAAAGAUGGCGAAAGAUGAGUAAAAAUGUCCAGGAAGAGACACUGACUGUUUAUUAGUAAUAAAUCUGUUAUACAGAGCGGAAUAAUGGCUGAAAUGGAGGAUGAAGCGGUAACACUAGCCUUGAUCAUAUAUUACUGCCAGGAGAAGUAUUCCAGUCUUGUCUUGAAUGUUGCAAGUGAAGCCCAGCAUAAGUUGAGCAGUGACCCAGUCUACAAAUUCCUCCAUGCCUAUGGACUUCUUAUGCAAGACCGUUUGCAGGAAGCCAUUCAGGAGCUGGACCAAGUAAAGGACAGGAGAGAUGUAUCUUUGUGUGCACUUAUGGCUUUGAUCUACGCUCAUAAGAAAAUACCUAAUCCAGACAGAGAUGCCAUCCAGGAACUUGACGUGAAAGUUAAGGAGAAUCGUAAGAGUGCCAGCCCAAAGGCUUUGUACUAUGCUGGGAUGUUGCUCUGGCUGCUGGGCCGCAAUGACAAAGCCAGAGAGUAUGUAGACAGAAUGAUCAAAAUAUCCAGUGGCUCUACAGAGGGACUAAUAUUAAAAGGGUGGAUAGAUCUGACAUCUGGUAAAGAUACCUAUGUAAAAAAAUCUGGAAAAUACUUUGAUGAAGCCUUAAAAGAGAAAAUCAACAUUUUAGCUCUGAUGGGAAAGGUACAGUAUAACGAGUUCCGGCAGAAUUACUCUGGUGCUUUAGAGACGAUUAACCAAGUUAUUGUGAGUUACCCAAACUUUAUCCCUGCUCUGGUGAAGAAGAUGAAGUUACUGUUGAGCCUACAGGACUGGGAACAGACUGUGGAUGCUGCUCAGAGGCUUCUUCAGAAAGACAGAAGCAAUCUGGAGGGAUUAAGAAUGCUGGCAUUGCACACACUCUGUAGAGAAGGAGACAUUGGGGAGUCAGUAAAGCAGCUGUCGAACCUGAUAAGCAAUCUGGAUACACAAGAACCCAACAACCCAGAACUUCUUUACAGAAUGUCUUUAGCGUUUACCAGAGUGUGUGGGAGAGCAGAAACAGUGCUUCAGCACACCCAUUCAAUGGUGGAGCAGGCAUUUUCGCAAGCAUCAGGUGAUGCAGAGCUGGCCACUGAACUGGGCUACCAGCUGUUUCUGCAAGGCAAAGCCAAAGAGGCCAUAAAGUGGUACAAAACUGCCAUGACAUUGGAUGAGAGCAGUGUUUUUGCUCUGAUAGGUAUUAUUCGAUGCCAGCUGAUCGAGGGCCACCUGCAGGACGCUGAGCAGCAGCUUGAGUUCCUUACUGAAAUCCAGCAGUCAAUCGGCAAAUCAGCAGAGCUGCUGUAUUUGCAAGCAGUGUUGGCCAAUAAGAAACGAAAGUCUCAGGAUGAGGUGACCACACUGCUGAAUGUCACAGUGGAAACACACUUCUCCACUCUCCAGAAUUUGCCGCUCAGCGUGGAAUACUAUGACAAACUUAACCCUGACUUCCUGCUGGAGAUCGCUAUGGAAUACCUGGCACUCUGUCCUUCCAAGCCUCCAGCCCAGGGCCAGCCUCCUGCCCCUCAGCUACAACACUGUGCAUCUGUGUUAGAUACAGUGGUCAAGCUUGUACCUGGGCUCCUCCAGGCUGUGUUUCUGAUGGCAAAAGUCAGAUUUCUCACCGGUAACAUCGAGGCAGCUCAGAGCAGCUUGCAGCAUUGUUUGGAUCAAAAACCCUCCUUUGCUGAUGCUCACCUUCUUAUGGCACAAAUUCAUCUCCUACAAGGCAACUUCAGACUUUCCUCCCAGUCUCUGGAACUCUGCCUCAGCCACAACUUCGAGAUAAGGGAGCAUCCUCUCUAUCAUCUUAUUAAAGCUCAGACCCAGAGGAAAAUGGGCGAGCUGCAGGAAGCCAUUCAGACGCUACAGUUGGCCAUGAGUCUGCCUUGUGUAAAGAAAACUGGCUCCUCUGCCAAAUUCAAGGCCAGGAAAGUGGAACUUAGCACUGCAGACUGUGUUUCUGUGUAUCUGGAGCUGGCAGAGGCACUCUGGAUCAAUGGAGAACAGCACGAGGCAGCUAAAGUGAUGCAGGAUGCUAUAAAUAUGUUUACUGGUACUCCUGAGGAACUGCGAGUCACCAUCGCUAAUGCUGACCUUGCAUUGCUGCGAGGGGACACAGAGCUCGCACUAAACAUACUUAGAAACAUCACACAGGAGCAGCCGUACUAUGUGCAGGCCAUUGAGAAAAUGUCAGAUAUCUACCUGAAUCACAUGAAAGACAAACGGCUCUAUGUAAGCUGCUACAGGGAUUUAGUGGAAAAGAUGCCCAGCUCACAUACUUUCCUGCUUUUAGGAGAUGCCUACAUGAACAUCCAAGAGCCUGAGAUGGCCAUUGAGGUUUUUGAGCAGGCAUUAAAGAGAAACCCCAAAGAUGGUGCUGUGGCUAGCAAGAUUGGAAAAGCUCUUGUUAAGACUCAUAACUAUGUUAAGGCCAUAAACUAUUAUGAAGCUGCCCUGAAGAGUGGUCAGCAGAACUUCUUGCGCUAUGACCUGGCGGAGCUGCUAAUGAAACUAAGACAGUAUGAACGCUGUGAGAAGGUUCUACAGGAAGCGCUAUCUCAUGACCCAGUGAAUGAACUGCCUUUGCUAACAGAUGACUGCCGCUAUCUUGUACUGUUGGCCAAGAUCCAGAGCAAAGUCAAUAAAAAUGAUGAGACUUUGCUUUCUUUACAUCGUGCAAGGGACGUACAGGCGAAGGUGCUGAAGCGUGUUCAGCUAGAGCAGCCUGACGCGGUACCCAUGCAGAAGCAGCUCGCCGCAGAGAUAUGUGCAGAAAUUGCCAAACACUGCAGCAACCAGCGUGGCUAUGAGCGAGCCGUCAAAUUCUACAAAGAAGCGCUUGUGUACUGCGAGAGCGACAGCAAGGUGAUGUUGGAGCUAGCCCAGCUCUAUUUAACUCUGGAUGAUGUAGAUGCUUGCCAGCAGCAGUGCGGUGCUAUCCUGAAAAAUGAUCCUGUUAAUGAGGCAGCAACACUGAUGAUGGCUGAUCUGAUGUUCAGGAAGCAGGACUAUGAGCAGGCUGUUUUCCAUUUUCAGCAGCUGCUGGAGAGGAAACCAGACAACUACCCAACUCUCUCCAGGCUGAUUGAUCUGCUGCGCAGAGCUGGCAAACUGGAGGACAUUCCCAGGUUUCUGGACAUGGCAGAAAAACAUUUGCCCAGGGCUAAGUUUGAGCCUGGGUACAACUACUGCAAAGGCCUUUACCUGUGGUACACAGGUGAGCCGAAUGAAGGUUUGCGCCACUUCAAUAAGGCUCGCAAGGACAAUGACUGGGGUCAGAAUGCUGUCUAUAACAUGAUUGAAAUUUGCCUGAAUCCAGACAAUGAGACUAUGGGAGGAGAAGUGUUUGAAAACCUGGAUGGAGACAUUGGGAAUUCCACAGAGAAGCAGGAAUCAGAGCAGCUGGCAGUACGAACAGCAGAAAAGCUGCUAAAGGAACUGAAGCCACAGACCUCGCAGGGCCAUGUGCAGCUGCGCAUCCUGCAGCACUACUGCUACCUUGCCACUAGGCAGAAGGCCAACGUAGAAAAAGCUCUUGGCGUGUUCACUGAGAUAGCAAACAAUGAGAAAGAUCAUGUUCCUGCAUUGUUGGCAAUGGCCACAGCCUACAUGAUCCUGAAACAGACUCCUCGAGCCAGAAAUCAGCUGAAACGAAUUGCUAAGAUGAACUGGAAAAUCAUCGAUGCAGACGAGUUCGAGAAGAGCUGGCUGCUCCUGGCAGACAUCUACAUCCAGUCAGGCAAAUAUGACAUGGCAGGAGAGCUAUUAAAACGCUGUCUGCGCCACAAUAAGUCAUGCUGCAAGGCUUAUGAAUACAUGGGUUACAUAAUGGAGAAGGAGCAGUCAUUCAGAGAUGCAGCUAUGAACUAUGAACUGGCCUGGAAAUAUGGCAAUCAGACUAACCCGACUAUAGGGUACAAGCUUGCCUUUAACUAUCUAAAGGCAAAGAGACAUGUUGAUGCCAUAGAUGUUUGUCAUAAAGUUCUGGAUGCACACCCAAACUAUCCAAGGAUAAGAAAGGACAUCUUAGACAAAGCAAGAGCUGCUUUAAGAUCAUAACAUUGUUUGGGUGGAGAAGUCUGUCUGACCUUAAUUGACUGUGUAUUUAAAUGGACUUAUUUUGCUUAACUAUGGGUUAAAGCAAAAACGUGUUUGUAUUGAACAACAGUGGUGUUAUAAGUUGAUUUAUUAUAAUAUUGUGUUGUAAUAUGGUGUUAAAAUGUGUGAAUGCUGUUUUCUAAUUAAACACUUAAAUUAGUCAA